This is a messenger RNA of Nelumbo nucifera (sacred lotus), 978 nucleotides long. Its product is annotated as protein BPS1, chloroplastic-like. The record is from RefSeq and is a predicted model, not a curated record. Lineage: Eukaryota; Viridiplantae; Streptophyta; Magnoliopsida; Proteales; Nelumbonaceae.
AUGGAAAGGCUGUUUCGGACAUCUCUUCUUCCACUCCAGCUUGGAGUUGGGGGGAACUCAUGUUCCCUGAAGAAUGAGGAUGUUGAUAAGUUCUGUUCCUCUGUUUCAGCAGAUGUGAAGAAACUUCAGCAAUCUUUAGCUACUGGGGCUGUCUCUCUUCGGUGGUCCAUGGAAGCCAUGAGUGUCUUGAAGAAGAUACAUAUCGAGCUGCUUCUGCUCAUCGAGAGAUCCAGACUACCCAUCUCACUGGAUGGUGAAGAUUGGUUGGAUCAAUACAUGAAGGUGACUGUAAUGCUGUUAGACUUCUGUAACUUGUUGAAAUCAGCAAUCUCUGGGAUCAAUAGGUACAGAAUGAUGGUUGAUUUCACAGUCAGAAAAUUGUGUGAUUGUGAUUCUGGUGUUGCAAUUAAUAGAAUUGAAGUUGAAAGAUUGGAAAGAGAUAGUAAGAAACUUUAUGGUAAUGAGAAGCCAAGAGAUGUGAGAUUGGAUGAAUUGGUAGUACCCAAAUACAAAUUUAAGCGUAAGAAUGGUGCAAAUCCUGUUAUAUUUGCUGCCAAGAGUGCCAUGAUCGUAAUAUCUUUGCUUCUUGUUUCUGCAAUUGUCACCCCAGUUUUAAUCAACAUGGAUGAGGGAGUUCCUAAUGAAAUUUCUCAAUUGAAGUCAUUGAUGCAGUCGAUUAAGACACUGGUGUCAUGUUUCCAUGAGAUGAUUCCGAAGCCCGGGGAGGAUCCAAGGCUGGUUUUGGCUGAGAAUGUGAUGAUUGAAAGCGUGGUUGCUGAUCUCAAAGCUCAAGUUGCAGAGGGAGUUGUCGAGGAUGGGGAUAAGUUUUUGAAGGGUGUUGAUUUGCUGAAGAAAAGAUCUUCAGCUCUCAAGGAGGGCAUUGACAUGUUUGAUUCUAUAGUAAGUGAUGUGUUUGAGGAGGUCAUCAAAGGAAGGAAUAAGGUUUUGGGAAUGCUUAAUCCUAGUAAGGAAACUUAG